Mercenaria mercenaria is the source of this 3611-nucleotide messenger RNA. RefSeq lists its product as uncharacterized. Gene Ontology annotation, molecular function: acyltransferase activity, transferring groups other than amino-acyl groups. The record is from RefSeq and is a predicted model, not a curated record. Bases 238 to 1113 code for a protein of 291 amino acids. NCBI's taxonomy places the organism in Eukaryota, Metazoa, Mollusca, Bivalvia, Venerida, Veneridae. The transcript has 3 exons.
GGUCUUGAAUAGUUCUAUCACCCUGGGUAGGUGGCAUCAAAAGUUUAAAUGUUAGGAAAGGGCUAUAACCCAAAACAUUACAAUGUAAGUCUAUGGGAAACCGGUUACUUCCCUUUGACCUAAUAUUUACCACUACUCCACUACCCGGAAGUGCAUUUUUUGACCGAAUUAGUAUCAACUGCGGAAUAAUAGGCUUUUCUUUUCGGAACUGUGAUUAAAUAUUUUAAGUUAACGAAUAUGUCAACGGUUUCUGCAAGUGAGGUAACUAUUCGUCAGAAUAAAAAGGAAGAUAUUACAUUUCUGCUGCAGUUUGUUGAAGAAGAAGGAUGGGACUGGUCUAUGUAUGACCAUUUGUCGCACACUAGACUCGAUCCAAACUACCUCCUUGUGGCUGAAGACAAAUCUGGCGAGCCUGUUGGAUUUUGUGCGGUAACCAAGAGUGCUCCGGACACGGUAUACGUAUCUUCUUUCAUUGUCCGUAAAGAUCUUCGUCGCAGCGGCAUAGGACGAGCACUGUGGAAAGCAAUGGUACAAAGAGCAGGAAAUCAAAAUAUAGCUCUGGACGCAGUAAAAGGAAUGGUAGACUGGUAUAAGAAGAAUGGGCUCCAAUUUCAAACGUUCAGAACCUUCUAUCACAUCUUCACUAUUACAGAUGAUAUGAAAAAAAGUUAUGCAUCAAAUUAUGAAACCAUCGCUUUAUCUGAAGAAAUGUGGCCUGCUUUAUUGGCAUAUGAUCAGUAUGUAUAUCCAAACUUUGACCGAACGGCGAUACUUCGUGCAUGGUUUUCAGGAGAAGAUGUUCAUGUUGCUGUUGCCAUGGAUGCAGGGAAAAUUGUAGGUUAUGGAAGCAUUCACAAAAAGCCAAACAAUGAAUACGGUCUCCGAAAUGUCUUUGGUGACAAUGAAGAUGUCAUCCAAGCAUUAUUGCAUGAUAUGGUUUCAGGAUUACAAAAAGGAGCUGUUGUGCAUUUCUUUCUACUAGAUGAAAAGCGCUUGCCGACAUACAUCAAACACAGCGUAAAAUAUGAAGAAGCACCGGUGCGAAUGUAUAGCAAGGUCAGGAUUGAAACCAACACUGCAAGAAUGUGGAUUGCUACAGCGCAUUUAAUCUGAAAAUAGUCUAGACUAUUAGUUUCCUACUGAAAGUCAGUUUCGGGGACUAUGAGAUUGCUCUUUCCAUCAUUCCGUCUGUCAUUUUGUCCGUCCGCCCACGCCUUCAUGUCCGGAGGGAUUUUAAUAUUACUUGGCAUAAAUGUUUCCUUUCCCAUAAGACGACUUGUCAAACGCAACAUCACCAGCUCAAAGGUCAACUGGGCUUAUUGGUAUAUUUUCUUCAAAAUUACUUCCCUUUAAUAUGAUGAAGUAUUACAUUUUUAUACGCCGUCUCUGAAAAAGCCGGGCGUAUUAUGCGAACACCCGUGGCGGCGGGCGAUGGGCGGCUGGCGGCGUGCGGUCGGCGUCCAAUAGCAUGUCCGCUCUCUAACUCGAACAAUUUUUAUCCGAUCUUCACCAAACUUGCUGACAAUAUUUGUGGGCAUAAUAUCUCGGGCAAGUUUGAUAAUCGGUCAAAUCGCUUUAGGCACUCUUGGAUUAUGGCCCUUGAAUUACUCUUAAUCUGCGAAUUUACGAUUUUCCGCCCUCUAAGUCAAAUAGUUUUCAUCCGUUCUUCACCAAACUUUGUGACAAUGUUUGUGGGUAUGAUAUCUCGGAAAGUUCGAUAAUCAGCUAAAUUGCCCAAGGCACACUUGGAUUAUGGCUUUUAAAUUACUCGAAAAACUCUUAUCCACUCUCUAAGUCGAAUAGUAUCAUCCGAUCUUCACCAAACUUGGUGACAAUGUCGGUUGGCAUAGUAUCUUGGCCAAGUUUGAUAAUCAGCCAAAUUGACCCAGGCACUCUUGGAUUUUGGCCCUUGAAUUACUCGAAAUCUGCGAACUUAGGCUUGUCCGCCCGCUAAGUCGAUAAGUUUUCAUCCGAUUUUCACCAAACUUGGUGACAAUGUUUGUGGGCAUAAUAUCUCGACCAAGUUUGAUAACCAGUCAAACCGCGUUAGACAGUCUUGGAUUAUGGCCCUUGAAUUACUCAAAAUCUUUUUAUGAUACAUAACUGAAUAGUUAGAUGGGCGUAUUUUGUGACAGUCUGGCACUCUUAAUUCGUUCUCUUAUUCCAUGAAUUUAACAAAUGAAAUGUUAUUAAAACGUUGUAUUAAGAAAAUAUUAAAAAUUAAUUCACAACUGUGGAUGUUUCAAUAUGCAACCUUAAAUCCAAACAUUUUGUGUUUUAACAUAUUAUCUAUAUAGCACAACAAUAACAGAUGCAAGAUCAUUUGGUUAUGUAAUCACCUUGUAGUAGGGAGCUUUGUAUUGCAUGUUACUUCGUUCACUUGUUUUACUUCGUUAUGCAUCUAUUGCCAUCCAUAUUUUGGUUUUUUUUUUUUUGUUAUAUUAAAUAUGACUUUGAUUUUGAUACAUGUUGUUCGAUUCCAAUAUUUUGAUAAACAUCUUAUUUGUCAGCUUUUUAGAAAAAUAAUUAUUUUUCAUUUCUUUAAUCAGUGAUAUUUGAUUGACAUUUUCUACUUUUGACUUUAAUAAGUUUGAUUUCCUGUUCUAGAGUAAUGGUUAUUACUUUUAUCAUUACUUAACAAUAUGGCUUUAUCUCAGUGUUGUUAUAUUGUCUGGUCCUUCGGGAUCAUUGAUUUCAACUCAUUUAGAUUUGAAGAUUGAAUACUGCUUAGGCCGGUGCUAGGGGGCGUGGGCAGUGUUGCAUUUUCCGUUACUGCUCAUGAACAGACUCAAUCAAACCGAGUCUGCAAUUUUCACUGUUUGCCUUGUUCUAGGUGCUUCCGAGGGAUCUACUUUCCAGAUUUUAUUUAUUAUUUUUGUUUGUCGCUUAUGACUUUCCUCCCUAAAUGUUUAUUGAUUUUAUUGUUGUUUCUAUUUCCACUUAUUGUUAUUUAAAAAAAAAAUAUCUUUAAGAUGUUAGUAAAUUUACUCAUUUCUAUCAAAAUUUGAGAACAGUAUAUAAAUCAGAUUAUUUUAGAGAGAAACAGAUAAGAAAAAAGACAUAAAAUAAUUACUAUAUGACAUAAAAUAAUUACUAUGUGAUAUAUCAGCAUAGACAAAUAAUUUGACAUUUCCUACUUUUAGCUUUGCUAAGUUUGAUAUCCUGUACUAGCGUAAUGAUAGAAAAAUAAUUUGACAUGGGAAGAAUUAUUGUGAUCUAUAUUUUUGCUUUUUGUUAUAUUAAAUAUUACCUGGACAUUCUUUAAAUGCAAUUUAUAAAAUUCAAUUCUUACCUAAGUAAUACUUAAAAGUAUGGCUAUAUUAUUCUUGCUUGUCACUUAUGACUUCCUUCCCUAAAUGUUUGUUGUUUUUAUUGUUGUGUUUUGUUAUUUUAAAAAAUAUCUUUAAGAUAAGAGUUAGUUUACUCAAUUAUAUCAAAAUUUGAGAAUAGUAUAUAAACCAGAUAUUUUUAGAAAGAAAGACAUUAAUAAAAAUAAGAUAUAAAAAAUAUAAGACAUAAAAUAAAUACUUUCUGGUACACAGAAAAAGGGACUAUUUUGUGUUCAGUAAAUUCCAAUUUCUUUGUGAUAAAUAUUAAAUUGAAAAACACUU